This is a messenger RNA of Cuscuta epithymum, 14827 nucleotides long. The record is from the annotation of a GenBank genome assembly. Lineage: Eukaryota; Viridiplantae; Streptophyta; Magnoliopsida; Solanales; Convolvulaceae.
UGAUGUACUCCUAAUUUACCAUAUUUAUGAUCUUGUUUUGUCACACUUUUAAUACUUUAUUUUACAUUUUUUAAAUAAAAAGGAUUGAUCUUUAUCAUCUUGGACAUUUUAAGGUAUUGCACUUGUUUUGGUAUAUUUUUUACUUUCAGAAUAAUUCGGGACGUAUAUUAAUUUUUGAAAAGAAAUAAAUAUUACUCCCGAGUGAAGACGGAAAAAUCAUCAAAGUGAAGCGAGUCCUUACUUUAUCUCCGAAAUAUUUAUACAGAGACCCGAAGUUCAUUUCAGAAUAAAUCAGACUGUCCACAAUAAAAUGUACCGGUUAACUGUUUGACCAGUUAACUGAUCAAACAGCUAACCGGCCAAAUAAAGAAGUGGCGAACAAAGAGCCAAGCUGAAAACAAUUAUUCAAUCCAUUAUUGUGAAUAAGGCUCCACCGUAGAAGAAAUCUCAAGAAGAAAACAAAUUGAGAUCAAAUAAUUGUAUUGCAUCCACUUGGAACCAAAGCUGUCUUCAUCAUCUUUCAUUAGCCGAACAGAGGAGCACAGAGGCCGACGAAGAAAAAUGCACAACUGAACAGUGGCCGGUGCUAUUUGCAGGAAGAAAAAUGAGAAAUUGGCAAUCACAUCUGGUGAAGAUUGAAAUCAGUGGCCAUCCAAAUUAAAUGAUCUUUAUCUUCAUUCGGAGAUAUUUCUGAGCUAUACCCUUCUUUUGCUACUAUAUAAAGGGGUCAUUCAGGAGCUUCAAAGGAGACACCCAGUAGAUAGAAAUCAUCCUUGCUUCUUUUCUUUAGCUUUGUUUAUUAAUAAAAGUGAUUCUCUCAAGAACACUUCUGUAUAUUUCAGUUCGUAAUUCUCAUUUUCAGAAGUUUAUUUAGCUUCCAAUAUACUCCAUAUUAAUAAUAAAGUUCAUUCAAGAAAUUCACAUUUGGGUUCGAUCAGUGCCAGCUUUAUACAAGGAUUGCAUCUUUUUCUGUUCCAGUUCAUCUAUGUUCUACAUUAUUUAUGCCUUCAGGUUCUUAUUCCAAUACUCAUUUUAUUUUCUUUAAUCUGUUAAAUUAAUUAUGCCUAUUAUCAGUUUUACUUUUAUUUCAUUUACUGUAAUUAUGUGUAACUAAAUUAGUUUAGGUUUGGGCAAGAUGUAAUUUUAACUAUUAAUGUUCAUAAGAUAAUAAUUGGUUAAAACUAUUAACUGGUUAAUUUUAGGAGUGUUGGGUUGAAUACUCUAAUCUGCUAAAUAAAUUAAUAUUGUAAAUGAAUAUUAUCACGGGAGUGAAAUUUCAUUAAAAUCCAUUUAUUUAAUUCACCCACUAAAUUACUACACGGAAGUGUUAAGGAAUUUAGGAUAAAUUGAUUUUGUACUUUUUACUGUCUUAAUAAAAUUACCGCGGGAGCGGAAUUAAUUUAAGAUAGUGUAAUCAACUAAGUCGUGGGAACGAUUAGAAGAUUACCAUUUGAAAAUCUUUCACACACCUAAAAGUAACCAAGUUAAUCAGUUAAAUCUUUAUUAUUAUGAACAUGAAAAUAAAAUCACUCUUAGCCCAAGCCUAAUUUUCACUAUAUCAUUAAUUGUUAAAUUAUCAAGUAUUGUGAUUUAUUUUAUUUCCUAGCAAUUUCACAUUUAUAAAAACAAGAUAAAAAAAUCUGUUCACUUAGCUCCAUUGCAAAAUGUUAUCAAUUUGUGAUUAGCUAAAAAUCAAUCAUUAAUUCUAGUUCUCUUUUUGAGUCAUUCUCUAGCGGAACGAUACUCACUUACUCUAUACUAUAUCGUUACAAGCCAAUUAAAACAUCAUUUCCAUUCACAUUUUUACACCAGUUCACACUACACAUUUUGGCAUGUCACGAUUUUGGCGCCGUUGCCGGGGAUUGGCAUAGUGUUAAUGAUUGAUUAUUAGUUAAUAUUAGUGUUUGUUUUUUUAUUUAUCUGGAGACUAAGUUUUUUUUUUUAUACCUGUUAUCAUCAACUUUGUAAGUAAAAAAAAAAUUUAAAAAAAAAUAUAAUCAUUUUUCUUGCAUUUUUUUUUAAAAAAAAAUCAAAAAAUAGUGUAUGCAUACUCGCUCUCAAGGGAGUGAAGGAUUGCAAUCACUUAACCUUGAUUUUGAAAAAGAAUUAAGGAAAAGAAGAAAGGCACGAACCGUUGAACUUAAAAUUCCACAUUUGAUCAUGGAGGAUCUUCAAAACAACCCCAAUAAUCCAAAUGGCCAAAACCUAAUUCCAAAUCCAAAUCCUACGCCACCACAAAAUACACCCAUUAAUACUCCAAGAGAUGGACAAAAUCCUUUCUUUGGAGAUCAAAGACCCCCUGGAUUUGAAAAUUUCCAACAAAUUCCUCCCCAAACACAACCCCAAUUUUAUCCACCACAUCCCUACCAAAAUCACCAAAACCAACCUCCACCAUAUCCAUACACAUACCCUUAUCCUUACCCACCUCCUCCGUUUAUACACCCAUAUCAACCUCACCCAUAUGGCCAAUAUUACCAACACCCACAUAAUCAACAAGGUCAAGGGCAGUUCAUGAGACAACAACAACAACAACAAGGAAGAAGACUUCUUGAUUAUGUUGCAGGUGAAAUUGAGGAACAAGAUAGCAUUCUAUAUCCAGGUGUGGAUGCAGCAAAUUUUGAGAUCAAACCAGCACUUAUCUCAUUGGUCUCAGCCAACAAAUUUGGCGGAUCAAAGAAUGAAGAUCCGACGAGCCAUGUGAAGCAAUUCUUGAGAGUUCUCCAAACUCUUAAGCUUAAUGGAGCCUCUGUUGAUGCCAUCAGACUCAGAUUGUUUCCAUUCUCACUGAGGGAUGAAGCAUUGAGUUGGUUGAACUCUAAACCAUCCGGUUAUUUCAACACAUGGGAGAAGUUGCAUAGAGAUUUCAUGAAGGAGUUCUAUCCUCCUUCUAAGGCAUCAAAAAUGAAGAAACUGAUCCAACAAUUCAGACAACAACCAUCUGAAUCUCUUUACGAAUCAUGGAAGAGAUUCAAAGAUCUUCAAGUUCAAUAUCCACAUCAUAAUAUGAGCAUGGGUGAUCUCAUUGUCUCAUUUUAUGAAGGAUUACAUGAUAAUUCCAAAAUUGUUGUGGAUGCCUCUGCUAAUGGAGCUUUCAUGGAGCUUGAUCCUCAAACUGGAAAAGAGAUGCUUGAGAAAAUUUGCAACAACAGUGCAUCAUGGUAUUCUGAAAGAUCCACUCAAAAGCUAGGAGCGGGAAUUUAUGAGGUUGACCAAACAACAGCUUUAACAGCAAAGGUUGAUUCUCUCACAAACAUGAUCCAAAAGCUCACUGAGAAGCAAUCAUCAUCAACUUCUAGCACAUCAACAAAUCCAUCAUCAUCUUUAGCUCAAGUUUUGUUCUGUGAACUCUGUGGGGGAGGGCAUUCUUUUAAGGAAUGCAAUCUUCUAGAACUUACACAAAACGUUCCUUCUGGCCCCACAGUAGAACAAGCCGAUGCUAUAUAUGGUAGACCUCAAGUACCAUAUCAAGGAAACUAUAAUCCUCAAGGGAAGACACAUCCAGGAUUUUCAUGGAGUAACCCAUCAGGUGCAGCAAAUUCACCAUAUCCAUCCAAACCAACACCUCCUGGAUUUCAAAAUCAGCAAGGGUACCCACCGCAACAGCAAUUACCACCACCACCUCAGAAACAACAACAAUUUGUUGGAGUUAAUGACUUCCAGAGAAUGAUGCAAGGUAUCACUAAUCAAUUCUCUCAACUCACCGCUCAACUCAAUCAAAUUCAAGCUCACAACAAAAUGCUUGAGAGCCAGAUUGCUAGUUUUGCUUCACCAUCAACUAGCAAAGCUCAAGGAAAGUUGCCUGCCUACUCUGAACAUCCCAGGGAGAAUGUCAGUGCAAUCACUACAAGGAGUGGAAAACAACUUUCUGAUCCACCACUUGUAGUUGAGAAAGAGAAGAUACCUGAAAAAGAGACUUCACCACUAAAGGAGAACAAUGAAGAAGAUCUGAAUUCUCACUCACAUGAAGGCAAGAAAAAGGUAGUACAACCAUAUGUUCCACCUUUACCAUUUCCUCAUAGAGCAAAGAAAAACACAAUUGAUGAGAGGAGGGAUAAAUUCCUUAAAUGGAUCGGUCAACUCAACACAACAAUCCCACUUCUUGAUGCUCUAAAACAUAUGCCUUCAUAUUCCAAAUUUCUGAAGGAAAUUCUGUCAAACAAAAAGAAGUUCGAGGAGAAAGCUACAAUAGCCAUGAGCGAGGGAUCCAGUGAUAUCAUUCAGAAGAAACUUCCUGAAAAAUUGAAGGAUCCAGGUAGCUUUACUAUACCAUGCAUAAUUGGAGGGUUCAUGGUCAACAAAGCUUUAUGCGACCUUGGGGCUAGUGUUAGCCUUAUCCCCUAUUCUAUGAGCAAGCGCCUUAGUCUUGGUAUUCCCAAGGCUACUUCAAUGACCAUUCAGCUUGCUGACCGAUCUGUUAAGCACCCUGUUGGUGUUCUUGAAGACAUUCCUGUACAGGUUGGGAAAUAUUUCAUCCCUUGUGACUUUGUCGUCCUAGACAUGGAUGAAGAUGAGCGAGUACCUGUCAUAUUGGGAAGACCUUUCUUGGCCACUGCCGGUGCCAUCAUUGAUGUUAAAAAAGGUACGUUAAUAAUUGAAGUGGGGGAUGAAAGGGUUGAAUUCAAUAUUUUCCAAAUGGCGAGAAAUCCUGCAUGUAUGGAAGAUUGUUGGAGGGUUGAUAUAGUUGAUGAAUGUGUGAGAGACUUCAUGGGAUUCUUUCACAAUGAUCCUAUGGAAGUUUAUGAUGUGGAGGAAAUUGAAAAUAAUCAUGAGGGAGAAGAGUUAGUUGAGUGUGUAAAAAACAAAGAGAGUUGUAAAAAGAAUCACGAGGGGAAGGAAGUGGUAAAACUGGUGAAAGAAGAAGUGAGGGAGGCUAACAACACAAAAGAACCACCCAAAAAUGAGUUGAAGCCUUUACCAUCACACCUAAGAUAUGCUUAUCUUGGUGAAAACUCCACUUACCCAGUGAUUAUUAGCACUAAGUUGAACGAGGAAGAAGUAGACAAACUAUUGACCCUGCUGAGAAAACACAAACGGAUCAUUGGAUACUCCAUUGAUGAUCUAAUUGGCAUCAGUGCUAACUAUUGUAUGCACAGAAUAUAUCUUGAGGAAGGUUGCAAACCAGUAGUUGAACAUCAAAGGAGGCUCAACCCUAACAUGAAGGAUGUUGUGAAGAAAGAAGUUAUCAAACUUCUUGAUGCCGGAAUCAUUUACCCUAUCUCGGACAGCAGAUGGGUAAGUCCAAUCCAUGUUGUACCAAAGAAAGGAGGUUUCACAGUUGUUCCAAAUGAGCACAAUGAGCUCAUUCCUACUCGUUUGGUCACGGGAUGGAGAAUGUGCAUCGAUUACAGGAGGCUGAACAAAGUCACAAAUAAGGAUCAUUAUCCUUUACCUUUCAUUGAUCAGUUGCUUGAAAGGAUGGCAAACCAUAGCCAUUAUUGCUUUCUAGAUGGAUUUUCAGGAUAUUUUCAAAUCAUGAUCCAUCCAGAUGAUCAAGAAAAGACUACCUUCACGUGUGCCUAUGGUACAUUUGCUUUUCGAAGAAUGUCAUUUGGCCUAUGUAAUGCACCCGGAACUUUCCAACGGUGUAUGAUGGCCAUAUUCUCUGAUCUUAUUGAAGAAAUCAUGGAGGUAUUCAUGGAUGAUUUCUCUGUUUAUGGGACCUCAUUUGGUUCGUGCUUGGAUAAUCUUGAUAAAGCACUGACUCGUUGCCAAGAGGCAAAUCUUGUUCUAAACUGGGAGAAGUGCCAUUUCAUGGUAACAGAGGGAAUUGUUCUUGGGCAUAAGAUUUCAUCCAAAGGCAUUGAGGUAGAUCCAGCAAAGAUCGAAGUGAUUGAGAAGUUACCACCACCAACAUCUGUUAAAGGCAUCCGAAGUUUUCUAGGGCACGCCGGAUUCUAUCGGCGAUUCAUCAAGGAUUUUGCUAAUAUUGCAAAACCACUCACAAGACUCCUGUCCAAAGAGGUUGAGUUUAUCUUUGACGAUGCUUGUCUUAAUUCCUUUUGCAAAAUUAAGAAAGCAUUAUGUUCUGCACCUGUCAUUCAACCACCAGAUUGGAGCAUGCCUUUCAUCCUAAUGUGCGAUGCUAGUGACUAUGCUAUAGGAGCCAUGUUGGGACAGAAACAAGGUCGGUGCAUACAUGCAAUUUAUUAUGCAAGCCAUACUCUCGAUGAUGCCCAACAAAACUAUGCCACAACAGAAAAAGAACUACUCGCUGUUGUCUUUGCAAUAGAGAAGUUCAGGUCAUAUCUUGUUGGAAGCAAAGUGAUAGUCUACACUGAUCACUCGGCUCUAAAGUACCUGUUUGCGAAGAAGGAGGCCAAGCCACGACUUAUUAGAUGGGUGUUGCUACUACAGGAGUUUGAUAUUGAGAUCCUUGACAAAAAAGGGUCUGAAAAUGUCAUUGCUGAUCACCUGUCCAGAAUUGAGCCACACACAGAAAAUGAAGCGACUAAAGUGUUACCCAUUGAUGAUUCAUUCACGGGAGAAUAUUUACUCUCAAUCAAGCACUUUUCUCCUUGGUAUGCUGAUUGGGUUAAUUACCUUGUCAGUGGUUAUAUUCCUUCUGAAUUCUCAUGGGCCCAAAAGAAAAAGUUCUUACAUGAUGCUCGCUCCUAUUUUUGGGAUGAACCACUAUUGUUCAAGAGAUGUGCUGAUGGAAUUGUUCGAAGAUGCAUCCCAGAAGAUGAAUUUGAGGCUAUCCUUUAUCAUUGUCAUUCAUCACCAUAUGGUGGUCAUUUCGGAUCCACUAGGACUUCAGCUAAAGUCCUGCAGUCAGGUUUCUAUUGGCCUACAUUGUUCAAAGAUUCUCAAAUGUAUGUGAAAAGAUGUGAUCGAUGCCAACGCACGGGAUCAAUUGGUCGUCGAAAUGAAAUGCCACAAUCUGGAAUACUUGAAGUUGAACUCUUCGAUGUAUGGGGAAUGGACUUUAUGGGCCCAUUUCCUAGCUCAUGUGGCAAUUCUUACAUUCUUGUGGCGGUGGACUAUGUCUCGAAAUGGAUUGAAGCGAUUGCUAGUCCAACCAAUGAUUCCAAGGUUGUGAUCCGGUUUGUAAAGAAAUUUAUUUUCUCAAGGUUUGGAGUUCCCAGGGCCUUCAUCACAGAUAAUGGUACACACUUUUGCAAUAAACAACUUGAGAAACUUUUGCUCAAGUAUGGUGUUAAUCACAAAGUGUCUACUCCGUACCAUGCACAAACUAGUGGCCAAGUUGAACUCUCAAAUAGGGAAAUUAAAUCAGUCCUUGAGAAAGUUGUCAAUCCCACAAGGAAAGAUUGGUCCCUCCGAUUAGAUGAUGCUUUAUGGGCUUAUCGUACUGCAUAUAAGACUCCCAUUGGGACAUCGCCGUUCAAAUUGGUGUAUGGGAAGUCUUGUCACUUACCAGUGGAGAUUGAACACAAAGCAUUUUGGGCUAUCCAAAGCCUAAACCUUGACUACACUCUGGCAGGGAAAAAGAGGCUACUACAAUUGAAUGAACUUGAAGAAUUCAGACUUGAUGCCUUUGAGAAUGCCCGACUUUACAAGGAAAGAGCAAAGAAAUGGCAUGACGGAAGAAUCCUUAGGAGAGACUUUUCUCCUGGGGAUAGUGUGCUACUAUUCAACUCAAGGCUGAAACUCUUUCCAGGAAAGCUGAAAUCAAAAUGGUCUGGACCUUUCAAAGUUAUCAAAGCCUUUCCAUCUGGGGCAAUCAUUCUGGAGGCCAAUGAUGGGAGGCAAUUCACUGUUAAUGGCCAAAGAGUUAAGCAAUACCAUGAAGGAGAUGACACAAAGGAGAAACUCACUGUUCAUCUGGAUGAUCCUCCUUACGAGUAAACCACCCAGGUAAUGUCGGGCACUCGACGUUAAAAAUAGCGCUUCUUGGGAGGCAACCCAAGCUUAUUUACUUGCAUUUGAAUGUGUGUUUUGCUUGUGUGUUUGCAUUGAAUAAUUUUAUUUUCCCACCCAUUUUCUCACCCGCCCUGUAUAUAUUUGUCACAUCGAGGACGAUGUUUCAUCCUAAGUGUGGGGGGAGAAUAUGCAUGUUUGUUUGUUUGUGAAUUGCCUUAUCAUCUGUUUAACUUUCAAAUCAUGCAUUCUAUUCUUUCACAUGGUACAUGGAUUGUUGGCGGGACUUGUCUCUUAAUAAUUGGAUUGAGAAUCAUAAUUUUUGAGCGUUGAGUAAAAUUUUGGUCAAAUUUUAAACUUUGUACAAACACAAAACAUCUCAUGCACGUAAAUGGUUAUCUAAUGAAACUGUUGUUCAAUAUGUUUAAAAUUGUGCAAAACAAGAGUACUAUGUGCUUUUAUUUUCCUUGACAUGAUUUUCUGACUUGGCACAUUAGGAAAUGAUAUAGGCCAUUUUUCAUAAACCCAUAUACCUAGCCUUACCCAUGUGAUAAAUAUCCCUUGUUCAACCCCUUUGAGCCAUUUUUUAUAAGCGUUAUACGCUUAACCCUGUUUUUCUCAUUUUCUUUCAUAAAAACCUGUUAUAUGUGACCCUUAGCCUAAAAGCCAAACACUUUCCAACCACCCUAGAAUGAACUUGCAUAAAUUUUAAUGAGUUUAGAGAGUGUUAUUUACAUUUGGGAGCUUCAAUUACACUUUUGUGAUUACUUAGUUGUUAAUAUUCAUUUAUAGGGGUAGUUGUUCUUGUUGUAUCAUCAUUGUACAUAUUGUUCUUGUAAAUUCUUAUGGUUAGAAGCACUAAAAAGCCUUGAGCAAAAACAAAAAAAUCAAAAACAAAAAAAAAAACAGCAAAAAAAGAAAAAAAAAAAGAAAAUGAAAAAAAAAAAAAAAAUCUAAACAAGGCUAAAUAUCCAUGUAUAUGCUUCUCUCUUUUGUAUAUUUUUCUUGUACAUUAAUUUACUCUUUUUACUAGUUACUACCCCUAACUGUUAAAAAUAACAAGUGUUGUAUAGAUUAUUGUCAAAAGCUCCUACUCACAACUUAGUACCUCUCUAAUAUUGUUAAAUUUAUGUCAAGUUCAUUUCUUUUGUUUCCUCAUUAAUUCCCUUUGUUCAUAAGCCUAUCCCACAAACCCCAUUAUAACCCUAUGUGAAAGUCCUAACUGAUCCUAAUUGUGUUUUGUCUGAAAUAAGUUGAUAGGAGAAUCUUAUUUUGCAUAAUUUUGCAUGGUUGAACAAAUGAAGCUAGAUUCCAUCUUCACACCACACUCUUUGUGUUUGUUAGAGUUGAGAUUUGACCAAAACGUUUCAAAUGAUAUGCAAAAUAUUUUUAUGAUUCUCACUACUCUUAUUUUGUGACAAGUCAAAGGAAUUUGAUUGACCAGGUGGAGUGAAAGGAAAGUAUGCAUGAUUUGAGGAUUACACAUAUGAUUUGGCAAUUCAUUUUUGCAUGCUCGUUUGCUUGUGUGAAAUGUAAAUAUUUUUGCUUGAGGACAAGCAAAAUCUUAAGUAUGGGGGAGUUGAUGUACUCCUAAUUUACCAUAUUUAUGAUCUUGUUUUGUCACACUUUUAAUACUUUAUUUUACAUUUUUUAAAUAAAAAGGAUUGAUCUUUAUCAUCUUGGACAUUUUAAGGUAUUGCACUUGUUUUGGUAUAUUUUUUACUUUCAGAAUAAUUCGGGACGUAUAUUAAUUUUUGAAAAGAAAUAAAUAUUACUCCCGAGUGAAGACGGAAAAAUCAUCAAAGUGAAGCGAGUCCUUACUUUAUCUCCGAAAUAUUUAUACAGAGACCCGAAGUUCAUUUCAGAAUAAAUCAGACUGUCCACAAUAAAAUGUACCGGUUAACUGUUUGACCAGUUAACUGAUCAAACAGCUAACCGGCCAAAUAAAGAAGUGGCGAACAAAGAGCCAAGCUGAAAACAAUUAUUCAAUCCAUUAUUGUGAAUAAGGCUCCACCGUAGAAGAAAUCUCAAGAAGAAAACAAAUUGAGAUCAAAUAAUUGUAUUGCAUCCACUUGGAACCAAAGCUGUCUUCAUCAUCUUUCAUUAGCCGAACAGAGGAGCACAGCGGCCGACGAAGAAAAAUGCACAACUGAACAGUGGCCGGUGCUAUUUGCAGGAAGAAAAAUGAGAAAUUGGCAAUCACAUCUGGUGAAGAUUGAAAUCAGUGGCCAUCCAAAUUAAAUGAUCUUUAUCUUCAUUCGGAGAUAUUUCUGAGCUAUACCCUUCUUUUGCUACUAUAUAAAGGGGUCAUUCAGGAGCUUCAAAGGAGACACCCAGUAGAUAGAAAUCAUCCUUGCUUCUUUUCUUUAGCUUUGUUUAUUAAUAAAAGUGAUUCUCUCAAGAACACUUCUGUAUAUUUCAGUUCGUAAUUCUCAUUUUCAGAAGUUUAUUUAGCUUCCAAUAUACUCCAUAUUAAUAAUAAAGUUCAUUCAAGAAAUUCACAUUUGGGUUCGAUCAGUGCCAGCUUUAUACAAGGAUUGCAUCUUUUUCUGUUCCAGUUCAUCUAUGUUCUACAUUAUUUAUGCCUUCAGGAAUGAGAAAAUACGAAAUAGAGGAAUGCUUAUGCGAGCAAGAGUGAGGGAGGAGAGCACGAGAGUCUCCUAAAAUGCUGGAAAAUUGGUCCGGACAUGGAACAUGGAGAUGCUCUGUUUCAUUUCAUUUUUCUUUCCUUGCCAUCUCCAUCCCUUCGUCACCUACCUUUCUAGGUAUGCUUUGCAGCAUGCGGUGGUGUUUUAAUGGCUGAACUGCUCGAGUAGAGUGAGCAAUCAACUUAAAAAAAAAACAAAAAAUGCCAAGAGGCAGGAUAAGGGCAAAGCUUCGCCGGAGCAAUCUAUACACCUUUGCAUGUAUCCGGCCGCGAUCUGCAGAGGAGGUGGGACCCCACCGGCUAGGCCCCGGAUUUUCACGAGUAGUGCAUUGUAACCAACCCCAAGUGCAUGAUGUGAAACCCCUCAAAUACUGUACAAAUUACAUUUCAACCACAAAAUACAAUUUCAUCACGUUCAUACCCAAGGCCAUAUUUGAGCAAUUCAGGCGUGUUGCAAACUUGUACUUCCUCCUUGCUGCCAUUCUGUCCCUCACACCGGUCUCACCCUUCUCGGCUGUCAGUAUGAUUGCCCCUUUGGUCUUUGUUGUUGGUUUGAGUAUGGUAAAGGAAGCUUUGGAAGACUGGAAUAGAUUCAUCCAAGACAUGAAGGUCAAUUUGCGCAAAGCCACUGUUCACAAAAGAGAUAGUGGGUGUUUUGGUCAUAAGCCAUGGAUGAAGCUUCGGGUUGGAGAUAUUGUCAAAGUGGAAAAGGAUCGAUUUUUCCCUGCAGAUUUAUUACUUCUCUCUUCCAGUUAUGAAGAUGGAAUCUGUUAUGUGGAGACGAUGAACUUAGAUGGGGAGACAAACUUGAAGGUAAAAAGAGCUUUGGAGGUAACGUUGCCCUUGGAAGACGAUGAAGCAUUCAAGGAAUUCAGAGCAGUUAUAAAAUGUGAAGAUCCAAACCCAAAUCUUUACACUUUUGUUGGUAAUCUUGAAUAUGAGCGACAAGUUUACCCUCUUGACCCUAGUCAAAUCUUGCUUAGAGAUUCAAAGCUUAGGAACACAGCUUAUGUGUACGGAGCUGUGAUAUUCACCGGGCAAGACAGCAAAGUCAUGCAAAACUCAACAAAAUCACCUUCAAAAAGGAGUCAAAUCGAACGACAGAUGGACAAAAUCAUUUAUGUCCUUUUCACCCUCCUAGUUUUGAUUUCUUUGAUUAGUUCAAUCGGUUUUGCUCUAAAGACGAAGUUCCAGAUGCCUAGUUGGUGGUAUCUUCAACCUGAGGAUAAGAGUAACAUCCUCUAUAACCCAAACAAACCAGAGUUGUCUGGGAUAUUUCAUCUAGUCACAGCUCUUUUAUUAUAUGGAUACUUAAUACCCAUAUCCCUUUACGUCUCCAUUGAAGUUGUGAAGGUCUUACAAGCAUUGUUCAUAAACCAGGAUGUUCAUAUGUAUGACGAAGAGUCUGGGACUCCUGCUCAAGCAAGAACGUCAAAUCUAAACGAAGAGCUGGGCCAGGUUGACACCAUCCUGUCAGACAAAACGGGUACAUUGACAUGCAAUCAGAUGGAUUUCUUAAAAUGCUCCAUUGGUGGGACCCCGUAUGGAAAACGUGCUAGUGACGUGGAACUUGCGGCCGCUAAGCAGAUGGCAAUGGAAAAUGAUGAUGAAGAUGUUUUUGAGAGCACGCCUCGUGGAACUGGGUUUGAUGGGGCAUCAGAUAUUGAGUUGGAGACGGUCGUAACUUGUCGAGAUGAGGAUGAAAAAAAACCUUGUGUUAAGGGGUUUAGCUUUGAGGAUGACCAACUGAUGAAUGGGAAUUGGAUAAAUGAACCAAAUGCCGAUGUCAUAUUGUUAUUCUUCAGGAUACUGUCGAUUUGUCACACCGCGAUUCCCGAAUUUAAUGAGGAGGCCGGUUUCUUCAACUAUGAAGCUGAGUCACCGGAUGAGGGUUCAUUUCUUGUUGCGGCUAGAGAAUUUGGGUUUGAGUUUUGUAAAAGAACUCAAUCAAGCAUUGUUGUCCGUGAAAGAUAUCCUUCUUUUCAUGAGCCUGUUGAAAGGGAAGUUAAAGUUCUCAAUUUGUUGGACUUCACAAGCAAGAGGAAGAGAAUGUCCGUUAUAAUCCGGGAUGAGAGCGGACAAAUUUUUCUUUUCUGCAAAGGAGCAGACAGCAUUAUAUUUGAGAGAUUGUCAAAAAAUGGGAGAAUGUAUCUAGAGGCAACGACAAAGCAUUUGAAUGAUUAUGGGGAAGCUGGACUGCGCACACUUGCCCUUGCAUACAAGAAGCUAGAAGAGGCAGAGUAUUCUGCAUGGAAUGAAGAAUUCACAAAGGCAAAAACCUCAAUUGGAGGUGAUAGGGAAGCAAUGCUUGAGAGGAUAUCUGAUUUGAUGGAAAGAGAUCUUAUUCUUGUAGGUGCCACUGCCGUGGAGGAUAAACUGCAGAAAGGAGUCCCUCAAUGCAUAGACAAAUUGGCACAAGCUGGGCUAAAGAUUUGGGUUCUUACAGGAGAUAAAAUGGAAACUGCAAUUAAUAUAGGAUUUGCUUGUAGUUUACUUAGGCAGGGCAUGAAACAAAUUUGCAUUUCAUCAUCAAAUGCAGAUGCAACUGACAAAGAAUCCAAAGGGGUUGUCAAGGAGAAUAUUUUGUUGCAAAUGACAAAUGCUUCCCAAAUGGUGAAACUUGAAAAGGACCCACAUGCCGCAUUCGCACUAAUUAUUGAUGGGAAAACACUAACUCAUGCCUUGGAAAAUGACAUGAAGCAUCAUUUUUUGAACUUAGCUGUUGAUUGUGCAUCUGUCAUUUGUUGUCGUGUCUCUCCAAAGCAGAAGGCUUUGGUGACAAGGUUAGUUAAAGAGGGUACAGGUAAAACAACCUUAGCAAUCGGUGAUGGUGCAAAUGAUGUUGGAAUGAUUCAGGAAGCAGAUAUUGGUGUUGGAAUCAGUGGGGCGGAAGGAAUGCAGGCUGUGAUGGCAAGUGACUUUGCUAUUGCACAAUUCCCAUUUUUGGAGAGACUCCUCGUUGUACAUGGCCACUGGUGCUACAAACGGAUUGCUCAGAUGAUAUGCUACUUCUUCUACAAAAAUAUUGCAUUUGGCCUCACACUCUUCUACUUUGAGGCAUUUACUGGCUUCUCUGGGCAGUCAAUUUAUCAUGAUUGGUAUAUGCUAUUGUUCAAUGUGGUUCUUACUUCCUUGCCUGUCAUUUCACUUGGAGUAUUUGAGCAGGAUGUGUCUUCGCAAGUCUGCUUACAGUUUCCAGCAUUAUAUCAGCAAGGCCCCAAAAACUUAUUCUUCGAUUGGAACAGAAUAUUCGGGUGGAUGGGAAACGGAGUCUAUACGUCUCUCGUCAUCUUCUUCCUCAACCUCGUCAUUUUCUAUGACCAAGCCUUUCGAUCCGGAGGCCAGACUGCUGACUUGACGGCCAUGGGGACUGCCAUGUUCACUAGCGUUGUCUGGGCAGUCAACUGCCAGAUUGCUCUAACAAUGAGUCACUUCACGUGGAUCCAACAUGUACUCAUUUGGGGCAGCAUCAUCUUUUGGUACAUUUUACUCUUAGUCUAUGGUGAAAUGUCCCCAAAAAUAUCCAAAGAUGCCUAUAAAAUUCUCACAGAGGCUCUUGCACCCGCACCAAUAUAUUGGCUCACUACUUUCUUGACAAGUAUUACAUGUAAUCUCCCAUACCUUGUCCACAUUGCCUACCAGAGAUCUUUCAACCCUAUGGAUCAUCACAUCAUUCAAGAAAUCAAAUACUUAGGGAAAGAUGUCGAGGAUCGGAAUAUGUGGAGAAGAGAGCGGUCGAAAGCAAGAUCAAAGACCAAGAUUGGGUUCACGGCUAGAGUAGAUGCUAAGAUUAGGCAGUUGAAAGGGAAACUUCAUAAAAAAUAUUCAACUAUGGGUUCACAAUUAGAAGUUCCCCGUAGUACAUAACUAUUUUUUAAUGGAUACCUUUUUCGGCCCCUUCGGGGAUAUCCGAUAAAACCAGAACGAUACAAAGAAGAUGAGCAUGACCCCUAUACAUGGAUGACACACAAAACCGAUACCUUUUCUCAAUUAGUUUAGUUAGGGAGAGGCAUACCUGCAAUUCUUGUAUGUAAUCGAUUUGUAAUAUGAUUUUCUUCAGUAUGGGGUGGGUUCAACUCGAUCUGUUCGUUUAUUAUUUCAUAGCAAAUUGAGAUCGUUGUAUGUAUAGCACUUUAAUAUACCAAUACAGCAUUCAAAGAUGAAGCUAGCCUGCAGCUUGACAAGCUGCCCAAAAGAACUGCCACAUUCAAUUGUGCAUUGUGGGUGGUUGAGCCAUUGUUAUUUUUUUAGAGUUCAUUUUCAAAUGUGCUUGUAUAACGUAACUGAGUAGAAAAUAUAACAGCAUUGAUUUACAUAAACCAUAAUUUAAACUCAUUAUUAAUAGUAAACAAAUGUAUGUAU